UAACACGGGUAGACUGGAGUCCCCUGUCCAGCUCCAAUAGAGCACGCAGAGCGGCUCCUCUUGUUCAAGCAACACCACCAUCAUCUCCUCCUCCUCCUUCAUUGAUUCACAGACUUCAAAUUCCCUCACAAGCAGCCUGUCAGCUUCCACAGUGAUCAGAUUAAUAACAAGAGGCUGCGAGCGCUCAGAGAGGAGACAACCGGCGCCGCGCGUCCUCCGCGGGAUACUUUGGAUAGCUACAGCUCCGGGAUCCAUCCUGCGCCUGCCUCCUGCUUCACCUCGCCCGAGCAGCACCUGUGCGUUUCUCCGUGUGUCUACCUGGAUACCUGCGCGCUGUCCUCUGUAAAUGUCGGACUGAACAUAACUGCUAUGACAGGGAAACUAGCGGACAAGAUCCCUCUUACCAUGAGCAGUUUAAUAAACACGAUCCCCGACAGUCUCUACCCGGAGGAGGACAUCCCCACCUCUAUGAAUAUUUUCACCAGCACGGAGUCUAUAAACCACUAUUCACAGAUGAACACAGAUAAUAUCAUGGAUCUAGGCAUGGGAAGCGAGAAGACAAGCUCAGACAUACAGUAUGGAUCCAGCUUCCAGUCCAACCGCAGUGGGCAGACUGUCACGUAUCUGGGGAAGUUCGCCUUUGACACUCCUCCUUCAGGUGGCAUCGGUGGCUCUGGCUGGUGCCCCGACAACAAUAUCAUAAGCCUCGUCAGUGCGGGCAUUUUGGGUGUCUCUCCAUCACCCGGCACGGUAACGACGCAGACCCCGUCCUCUGCAGCAAACAUGGGUGGACAAUCGUCAGACAUGGAGCAGGUAUAUGGUCCUCCGCUGCCUGCCUAUUCCACGUGCAGUGACCUGUACCAGGAUCAGGUCUCCUUCCACCACAGCCCCGCCACCAGCACGGCUCUCGCCUAUCCUGGAAAUGAAUAUCACUCAACGUCCAAAGCCCCCAUGGAUGGCAGCCUUUUUUCCAUGAUCCCUGACUACAACCUUUUUCAUCAUCAGGGAGAGGUUGGUGUCAUGGAGCACAAACCCUUCCAGACCAUGGACCCUAUCAGAGUCAACCCUCCGCCAAUCACACCGCUGGAGACCAUCAGAGCAUUCAAAGACAAGCAACAAAUCCACCCGGGUUUCAUUGGCGGUCAGCAGCACCCACCUCAGCACCAUCCGCCGCCUCAGACUCUUACACUCAAACCCAUCCGUCCUAGGAAGUACCCCAACCGUCCCAGCAAAACUCCUGUUCAUGAACGGCCACACGCCUGUCCUGCGGAGAACUGUGACAGACGCUUCUCGCGCUCAGACGAGCUCACGCGUCACCUCCGCAUCCACACGGGUCACAAGCCCUUCCAGUGCAGAAUAUGCAUGAGGUCCUUCAGCCGGAGCGACCACCUCACCACACACAUCCGCACGCACACGGGUGAGAAACCCUUCUCUUGCGAGUUUUGUGGACGAAAAUUUGCCAGGAGUGACGAGCGAAAGAGACAUGCAAAGGUUCACCUGAAACAGAAGGACAAGAAGCAGGCGGACAAGAACAGCGGGGCGGCCGGGAGCCACAGCACGCCGCCAGGCUCCUGCGGGGGGCCAGCGGUGGGAGCAUCAUGACCAUCACUACAUGCACCUGGACUAGACCCUAGCCAGAGAUUAUACAGAGACUUGGGAAGUACAGAUCACAUUCACUAUGAAAUAAAUAGGUGAUUCUCUUCUUCUUUGUUUACACUCUGGCUCUUUUCAGUUCCUUCUAUUUUGAGAUGGACGUCUUUAGUUUAAGUCAGAGGGGAAGGGCUGCUUUCCUCUUGUCUUUUAAAAGCAAUUCAGAGCCUCAGCUACUGUAACAUAGUGUAAACACAGAUAUGGGCACUUCAGCACAUUCUGCCACAGAGGUCUUUGUGUAUCACUAGGUUCUGAGGUGGAUGUGUCAUUUUUACAGAAACUGUUUUUAUUGAAAGAAAGUCAGAAUGCAUGAGAGAGGCUGAAGAAAGGAGCUCAGUGAGAAGGUGUAUUGUCUGGGAUGUAUGCAUUAAUAUCAUUAGGCUGUUUAAAAGUGCAAUUGGUUAUAUUUGUGUAUCGUCAUGAUUCUCUUAAUGGUGGCCCGUGACUGUAUUUUUUUGUUGUUAUUUUUGUUCAAGUGUAGUGUGUUUUUUUUAUAUUUGAAUGUUUCUUUUGUUUUGUUGUUUUAUAAUUAUUAUUUUUUUAAAGAUUGUGCCAAAUGUUUUGCAGUGAUGCAGCCAAUGUUGUUCCUUAUAUUUGUUCCUGAUAUUUGCCAAACCCAGGAGUGGCAUCAGCUUAGCACAGCUGUGGAGACAAUAGAAAGAUCAGAUUCCACACACCAGAUUUAGAUGAAUCUGCACAAUUUGUUUGAAUCCAGGUUAUUCCAGAAUAGGUCACAUGAAGCAAAACCCAAUGUCUUGUCCUGUUACAUGCAGAAACAUGUCUGCAGCAACUGAUGCCUUUGCCAAUACUUAUUUAUUUUUAGUCACUGUGAGACACCCUGUGUGUUGUUUUUCUCCUUUUUAAAACGUGGUUUGACAUUGUGUUACCAAAUGUACUUUCUGUUGCUCUUUUUAUUUUUUAUAAAUGCUCAAUGAUACUGUUUAUUUUUCAUGACUUCUGCAAUAUGCAAUUGAGUACACAGACAUAUGCCACUCACACGCAAAUUAAAUCAACUAAGAGCACCGUUGUAGACAGACUGAACUAUUUAAUUAAAAAAUAGUGGGUUGCCAAUGAGACGUUAUAGAGAAGAUGAAUAUAGGCCGUGGCAUGUCUUCUCAUUUUGUAACGCUUAAACUACCAAAAGACGAGCAGAAAACGGUAAGAGACAAAUAAAAAAAAAAGAUCGAUGUUUACAUAUUUUUAAUUCAGAGACUGGACUGCAAAUGUACGUAUCCUUCUUUUUGUACAGUAUACAAAUAUGUAUGCAGGUAGCUAAAGUAGAAGUUUCACUUUUGUACUAAAAUGUCAAAUGCACCGCAGUUCAGUAUUAAAUUGUGCAUAAAAGUGCAUUCCUUCAUGCACACUAUGUAAAUACAAACGUCUGCAUUAACAAGAACUCUCAAUUGACUGAAUGCUUGUGCAGAAAGUGUCCUAAGACUUUCAGUAAAAUAUAAUAUUUUAUUGUCAAAAUGUUGUAGAUCCCUGCAAUAUAGUGCCAGAUAUGUUGUCCUAUCUUCCACUGGAAAAAAAAACCUCAGAAAGACAAAAAACAAAAGAAUGGCACCAUCUGUAUGCUUAACAAGGGAGACCAGUUAAAAACAGCACUAAUGUGUUCUUUGAAUAAACUGCUUUUUUUAUUUUGUGUAUCUCCAUUAAAGAAAUAUUGGUUAUUUUAAUUACCACAGCCUCUCAGCAGUAUAAAAACACUGGUUAUUUGUGAGACAUUUUCCUAAAUGACUGAACCUAUUCAUAAACAAAAUACAUUACGGAUCAUGCAAAUAAUUCUCACUAAUGACUCCUCACUUACUUUACUCAUUUUUAAACUGAAAGAAAAAGGUACUUCUUUUGUCUUUUAGCAAAACAUUUUGUGUGAGCUAUCAGUGACUUCACUAGGAUCCAAGUGUUUCAUUCCAUUAAUUAUUACAACAAAAGCAGAUUUGAUUUGAGAAAAUAAGUUAGUUUUACAGGAAAGACAGUUUGCCUUACUUUCACGGAGUUUAAACACUUAAAAUUGUUUUACAGGCUUAGUGACAGAAAUCAAAGGGCAUAUUUAUGCACUUCAAAGAUUGUUUUACACUAGUAAUUGGUGGAAAUCACUUUUAAAAAUUGUUAAAACUAUAAAUAAGAAAGGUAGGAAAUUCUGUGAUACACACAUUUGACAAGCAGCAAAGGAAUCACGAUAAAAGAAAAAUUGGUAGGACUAACUUUGUCAAACAGGAAGCAUGCUUCCUGACUUUUUUUUUUAAAGCCUGAAUCUUAAACUAUAUUUUCAAAUUUCAAAGAAAACAAGUCUUCUAAUUUUUUUUAUUCAACUGUUUUUGUUUUUUAUUUACAUAUUUUAUAAUCUCAUUUGUUGUACUUUUUCACAGAAGAAAACUGCUUAAAAAACAAACAUUGUACCCAUCAGCACACACAAUGACUGGGCUAAAGGAGUUUAGGAACUGACUAAUGCAAAGGUCAAAGGAAAAGUGCAGACAAACAGUACCACAGAGAACCCAGUGCAUGCCGUAAAGAGCUCUGAAGGCCAUCCUUUCUUUUUCCUGAAACAGUUUUCACUGCUCUGCUUCCUGGCAAGUAUCCAUUUAUUUUCCAAUUAAUUUGGCCUCAGAGGGUUUUUUUUUUUCUAAAUUCAUCUACAUGGUUAAAUGAACAGUCCUCCUUGCACUUGUGUGAAAAGUUCAAAAGUUCGGACUGCCCACAGCUGUAAAUCAAUAGGUGUGUAGCAUGGAAACCUAUAGUUCCAUUGCAUUGGUUGGACAUUGACAAAAUAAAGUUUCUCCUUCAGCAAUUGAAAAAUAAAACCUGACAAACUAACACAAGUCUACAGCACCAAGUAGUUUGACAAGUAUUUUUUCAUAAUAAAAUUGUUAUGGACCAUGUUGUAUCUGGCAACAAGCAAUAACCACAUAGGGAUCAGAAGACAAAGAAUGGACACAACAUAAAAGACAAUAAGAAAACAGAAGCCUUUCAUUAAUGCUAGUUAUUCGAUGUUAUGAGUACAGACUGAAGAUCAUUUAGACCUUAUUUUACUAAAAAUCUUUCUAUUAUGUAAGAGAACAUUAUGUUUCUGUUGCUUUGUGUUGAAAAAUGAUGAAAAGAUAGGUAGGGAUAAUAGCAAAAAUAUAUCAACAUCCAAAUGAAGCCAUGUAAUUACAAGUCCAGAAACAAUAUUUAAUCAACCCCACUGUGUCUGUUACACUUUUGUAUGUGUUUUUGUAAAUUUUGUAAAAUUUAUAUUAUCCCUCCACUACUUGCUUUCUCAAUAGGUUGGCUAUUAUAACACAGGCUGCACAAUUGUCUUCUGUAUACCAAUUAUUGUAAUAUGAGGAGGCUAUGAGUAUUCAUGAAAUAACUCAAAACAAACUAAUUUGAAUGUAAUUUCUUUCCACUAAUAAUUCAUUAUCUUAUGUGCUUAAUACCCUGCUGGCCAAAAGUAGGUGGCUGAAAGGUUUGCAGUUUGUGCCAACAGCAUCAGCCAUCAUUGCGCUGAACUGGGUUGCAGGGUUGGCUGAUCAAAAACAAUAAAUGACAACAACUCCAAAGGAGCAACAAAUAAACGUAACCCCUGUCUGCUUGUAGCUGAAGGCAACUUUGUGCUAAUAUUUGUGCAUUAAUGUUUGAUACAGAUUUUGUGAAAUUGGCCUUGUGCCAGGCACUGAGCUUUGCCUCACUUACAGCAAAAACUGAAAAAAACCAACAAAAACUAACAUGAUUUCAAUAACAUGUAGAUAAUAUUAUAGCAACUCAUGUCAUCUUAUGGACUACAGGGUGGCGUCAGGGAUUCAGCAGUGAAGCUGGUGUUAAAACAGAGUCGAUGCUCACUGUUUUCUGUUGUGCUGUGUUUCCUUUCAUUACCAAAAUAUCCUUAGGUUUGCAUGUGCACGGAAAGUGCCACCCACACUUUCUGGUGGUGGCACUCCCUUUUUUUAAAUUAUGCAUGAAAAAAGUCACAUGGGUAAAAAGGAACAAACCUAGCAACAAUGCAAGAUGGAUUACUGGAAACACAUUGGGAUAACUGUUCCGUUAGCUUUUUUGUUAAAGAAAAGGGGUCUUGUUCAAAGUGUUGUGGAUGUCUUUUGCCUAUUUAAUGUUUUAUUACCUUAUAAUAAGGUCAUUUUACGAGGAGCUGAAUAUUUAAAUUAAUUUUACUAUAUCUUUGUGAUAGGGAGAUGUGCUCCCCUGUUUACCUGGCACUUCAGUUUGUUGUAAUGCAAAUGUUUUGUUAUUUCUAUGUAAGUACUUGAAUAAAGAAAUAUAUAACUUGC
Messenger RNA from Xiphophorus couchianus (Monterrey platyfish), 5915 nucleotides. RefSeq names its product early growth response 3 (gene egr3). The transcript is spliced from 2 exons. Gene Ontology annotation, biological process: regulation of transcription by RNA polymerase II. NCBI's taxonomy places the organism in Eukaryota, Metazoa, Chordata, Actinopteri, Cyprinodontiformes, Poeciliidae. Gene Ontology annotation, molecular function: DNA-binding transcription factor activity, RNA polymerase II-specific; RNA polymerase II cis-regulatory region sequence-specific DNA binding. The record is from RefSeq and is a predicted model, not a curated record. The coding region runs from base 370 to 1602 and encodes 410 amino acids.